AUGGGAACGCCGGCGAAUGAACCGGCAAACGAAAUAGCGAAUGAACCGGCCAAUGAACGCGAUGACACCAUUGCGGUAACUGCCGAAGAACCGGGACCCGAAACAGAAGAUAUGAAUGGGGAUGGGGACGCUGAACGGCAAACUGCCCAGCACGCCCAAACUCAAGCAAGCUGCACAGGAUGCGAGCUAAACGCAAGGGAGAUAGAGUCCCUGAAAGUGAUGAUCAGGGAUCUCUUGAAGGCGCUUGCGGCAACGCAAAACGUCAAUCCCCAGCAGCAGCCAAAACAACAACAACAACAGGAGCAUCAGCAGCUGCAGCAGCACCAAGAACAACAGCAGCAGCAGCAGCAACAUCCGCAACAACGCAAGUCGCGGAACCGGAGGGAGCGGCGGCGGCUGCACCAGCAGCAGCAGCAGCAGCAGCAGCAGCAAGUGCAACAACAGCCACAACGACAGCAACCGCACCAAUCGGGGCAGCAGCAGCAGGGGCCAGUCCCCCGGCAACCGCGGCAAACGCAACAGCAGCGGCAAGAACAGGGACAAGGGCAGCAGCAGCAGCACGGGCAAGAGCAACAGCCGCAGGAGCCAACGAUGCGGAAGUAGCAGCGGCAGCAGAAACAGCAG
Molecule: messenger RNA, 624 nt
Organism: Anopheles bellator
Lineage: Eukaryota; Metazoa; Arthropoda; Insecta; Diptera; Culicidae
Product: GATA zinc finger domain-containing protein 10-like
Exons: 2
Source: RefSeq, a predicted model, not a curated record